UGUGUGCGGUAAUUCUCGGUAGGUUCUCCUCGUGCGCCAGCAGCAGCACAGCAAUCUACCCCCGUGUCCGGGUUUGCCGAGUCUUCUUCCGGCCGCGCAAGGCACAUUGAUCCUGGCACUAGUUUGUAGCACCACGAGCUUUCGUUUUACACCGUUUAACCUGCACCCGGAACGAUGGCUUCACCGCUGGAACACUACGUCAAUCAUGUCCGUGCCCAGAGUACCGCCGGCAACUUUCUGGAGCUGGCGGACUAUUUAACCGAUUCGACGGAGCUGCUGUCGAAGAACGGAAACAUCCUGGACAAUGUGCUGGAAACGUUGGACAUUCAGCAGCACUCGCUCGGUGUGCUGUACGUGCUGGCGGCCAAGUUUAACGAUUCCUGUCAGAAUGUAGACGAGACGGAAAAUGUGCUACGAAGUGUACGGGAGUUUAUCACGUUCUGUAACGGCGAACAAGUACGAUGCGCACCACAUGUUUAUUACGAACUCUGCCAUCACCUGACGAACGCGCUGGUGAAACACAAACAGCACACGAUCCUCGGGGUGACGGUGCUGGUGCAGGCGGUGGAAAAGAUCCGCCUGUUCAACUCGCAGCUCACGCCCAUCCACGCGGACCUGUGCCAGCUGUGCCUGUGCGCGAAGGUGUUCAACCCGGCGUUACGCGUGCUGGACAUCGACAUCACGGCGAUAGCGACGACGCACGACAACAAUGCGGACACGAAGUACUUCCUGCUCUACUACUACUACGGCGGCAUGGUGUACUGCGCGGUGAAAAACUACGAGCGGGCCCUGUACUUCUUCGAGGUGGCCGUUUCGACGCCGGCCAUGGUGAUGUCGCACAUCAUGCUCGAGUCGUACAAGAAGUACAUCCUGGUGUCGCUCAUCCUGCACGGCAAGGUGCUCCCGAUACCGAAGUACUCGCAGGUGAUCACGACCCGCUUCAUGAAACCGCUCAGCCACGCGUACCAUGACCUGUCGACCGCGUACAACACGUCCUCCAGCGAAGAGCUGCGGACGGUGGUGAACAAGUACCGCGAUCCGUUCCAGCGCGACCACAAUAUGGGUCUGGUGAAGCAGGUCGUGUCGUCACUGUACAAGAAAAACAUUCAGCGGCUCACGAAAACCUUCCUCACGCUCUCGCUGGCCGACGUGGCCAGCCGGGUGCAGCUGAGUGGACCGGCCGAGGCCGAAAAGUACAUCCUGAACAUGAUCAAAUCGGGCGAAAUAUUUGCCACCAUCAAUCAGAAGGACGGUAUGGUCGUGUUCAAGGAUGACCCGGAGCAGUACAAUAAUCAGGAAAUGUUCGAUCGCGUACAGACCGAAAUCAGUCUGGUGAUGGACCUGAACAAGCAGAUCUUGCAAAUGGACGAAGAGAUCCUGCUGAAUCCCCUGUUCAUUAAAAAAUCGCUCGGAAACCAGGAAGAUGACAUUUGCCCACACACGAAGAACUACAGCGGCGAUCCUACCGAGUAAUGUGGUUGUGAGGGAUGUGUAACAAAGCGAGAGGCAACGCAUGCCGCGUCUUCGGUGGCACAACGAUCGUCAGGGGGGAAAAGUAAAACGGAUCGCGCGUAUCCCAACGAUAACUACUGUUGAUCACUACCACUACCAGCUACUACUACACCGGCGACAAACCCGUUGAUUCCCCGCCGCUUGCGGUACCACUUUCUUUCGGAUUUCCCGUUCCCGCGCUCUCGUUGGGUUCCAAAAAAUUGUUAAACUUUGAUAUUACGCAAAGGCCUCGGCCUCCUUUGCUAAAGAUCGCUAAAGAGAUGGUGAUGAAAUUUUGCAACCGAUGCCUUUGGACUCGUCAUCGUUGUUUCGCUCCUUGGAAAAGAAUUAAAAAGGCGCCAGAGAAGGGCGCAAUCACAGUAAGCGGAUGUACAAUAUGAAAAUAUGCGAUUGAAAUAAAAAACAA
Molecule: messenger RNA, 1918 nt
Organism: Anopheles cruzii
Lineage: Eukaryota; Metazoa; Arthropoda; Insecta; Diptera; Culicidae
Gene: CSN3
Product: COP9 signalosome complex subunit 3
Exons: 7
Coding region: 175-1473 (432 amino acids)
Biological process (GO): ubiquitin-dependent protein catabolic process
Cellular component (GO): COP9 signalosome
Source: RefSeq, a predicted model, not a curated record